GGGUCCCUGCUCAGUGCGCCCAACUUGAAGCUGAGUUUUAAUCCUAAAUCCUUAGAGCAUACCUUCAAUCACAACUGAAGUGAGCUACAGGCAAAAUGGAAGCAUCUCCACAUUCCCUGACCUCCUAUACCCUGGGUCCCCUUGACCAGAAGUUCAGUUGGGAGCAGCUUUCAGAGCUGGAAGCAUACUUCAAGAUGGAACCAUACCCAGACCUCCAGGCUCGAAAGAUCAUGGCCACCAGACUGAAACUGAAAGAGGAACAAGUUGAGGCUUGGUUCAUCCAGAGAUCCUUGGAGGAGGAGAUGCGGCCCCCCUUGGCCAGGCUGCAGCAAUCUGCCCGGGAUGAUACCUCUUCUCCUUCCCACAAAGCCCUCUGCUGCAGGCCACCAAGCUGGAAGUACAGGCUCAUUCCCAUCAAUCCUCCUGAGUCCUCAACCAGUUGCUUAAUAUAGCAAGAUUAUUUUAAUUU
Molecule: messenger RNA, 469 nt
Organism: Mus caroli (Ryukyu mouse)
Lineage: Eukaryota; Metazoa; Chordata; Mammalia; Rodentia; Muridae
Product: homeobox protein Crxos-like
Molecular function (GO): DNA binding
Source: RefSeq, a predicted model, not a curated record